AUGGAAUCGCUGCCUCCACCAGCAGUGAGAGUUUGGAAGGUUUCCGGUGAUGAAGUGGCCACACUCUCGGCAGAAGACGCGUUGGACCUGAGCAAUGUUCGGAGUUUGAAGAGGUACCUUGCAAGGGAGCACGGGCUGCCAGGAUUCUGUCAGAGGCUGUUGCAGAACGGAUUGGAGUUGGAGGAUCACGCUGUGGUCGACUUCCCCAGUGAGCCGCAGCUGGUCAUGGUGCAAUCCCAUGUUGUCUCUCCCGCGAAAGAAUGGCAGUUGGCAAAUUCUUUUCAUUCACGGGACCUGCAGCAAGCUGAGUCUAUUCUGGGAGAGCCGUGCGAUCUCAGAAGUGUCUUGAGGCCAAUCCUAAGCAAUGCAGCCGCGGCCGGACAUACAGAGGCCGUCGAUCUACUCUUGUUUGCAAAUCCUCGUCCGGGUCUCAACAGUCUCGGCACAUCUUUGCACGCGGCCUCGGAAGGAGGCUGCGUCGAUGUUGUGCGCCUGUUGCUGCGGGCUCGUGCGGACAAAGACGCGCUAAUCUCCGGAAAAACACCACUUUCCAAGUCGGCUGGCAGAGGUCGCAUGGAAGUUCUUAGCCUGUUGCUGGAGGCCGGUGCCGACAUGGAGAAGGGCUCCCCUCUGUGUUCCGCCUGUGCCAGCGGAGUCGCAGAAGCUGUUCGAAUGCUGCUCAGUGCAGGUGCUGACGCACGCACCAGGGCGGCAGACGGGCCGCCUGUAUACAUAGCCGCUGAUAGAGGCGACAUUGACAUAUUGAAAUUGGUUCUGGAAGCAAGGGCCAAUGCAAACGACACAUCAGGAGAAGACACGCCGCUUUACAGAGCUUCGUUCCGAGGUUAUGCAGUCACAGUCCGCCUGCUACUGGAGGCCAUGGCGACUGUCGAUACACUCGUGCAGGGCAAGACGCCCCUGGCGGCCGCGUCGGGGAGGGGUCACAGCAAGACAGUAAGGCUGCUUCUCAAGGCGAAGGCAGACAAGGACACGAGCUCACCACUCUGCUCGGCCAUUCGCAACGAACACGGAGAGGUGGUAUCCGAGUUGCUGACCGCAAGCGCGAACAUGGAAGAUGCAGCUACGGGCGAGACACCACUGGGCUUGGCAGCAGGCAGAGGGAUGGCGGCAAUGGUGCGGAUGCUGUUGCAAGCAAGGGCCGACAUCAACAAGGCUGCAGAAGGGGCUGAAGCACCUCUUUGCAAAGCUUGCGCUGGUGGCCAUGCAGACGUCGUGCGCUUGUUGCUGGAGGCUGGAGCGGACAGAACUGUGGGUUCGCCUCUUUGUUCAGUUUGUGAUGAAGGACACACGGAGAUCGUGCAGCUGUUGCUGACGGCCCGUGCUGACAAGGAUGCUUGCAACGCCGAUGGCAGAACGCCACUCUGGCUUGCGAGCAGGUUUGACUUUCCGGAUGUUGUACGCUUGCUACUCUCGGCCCAGGCAGAUCCCAACUUCGUUGUACGCCUGGACCUCUGGAUCUCAGGGCAAGAGCGGAAAACGCGUGUCCAAGCAGAAUAG
Symbiodinium necroappetens is the source of this 1518-nucleotide messenger RNA. Lineage: Eukaryota; Dinophyceae; Suessiales; Symbiodiniaceae. The record is from the annotation of a GenBank genome assembly.